UGAUACGUUGCAACGCCACCUGUCGGAUGCGACAUUUCGACGAAUUUUGUUUUCAACGAACGUGUGAAAUCGAGCAAUUUGUCGAAAUUCAGUAGUAAUCUUGCUGUUCAGCUAUGGCCGAUGCAGCAGCUAGAUCACUGCAAUAUGAAUAUAAAUCGAACUCUAAUCUUGUACUUCAAGCUGACAGGUCUUUGAUUGAUAGAAGGGCUCGAGAUGAGCCAACAAGUGAAGUACAAUCCCUCACUGGGAAGCUCACUGGUAUUAAAAUGGGAGACAAGGCUAAGAGGACCAAACCACCACAAAUGGAAGAAAGAAAAGCCAAGCGUCACAAGAGAGACGAGGCUCAGCGAGAUAUGUUAAAGAUGAAAGGAACAACUUUGCUUACUGAAGGUAUCUCAGACAUGGUGGGGAUAGUAUACAGACCAAAGACACCAGAAACCAGACAGACUUAUGAAGUGCUUCUCAGUUUUAUACAGGCUGCUAUCAGUGAUCAGCCUCGUGAUGUUUUAUGUGGAGCUGCAGAUGAGGUGCUUGCAGUGUUAAAGAACGACAAGAUGAGAGAGAAAGAGAAGAAGAAAGAAGUGGAAGGGUUGCUUGGGUCAAUGGCUGAAGAGAGAUUUGCCCUACUUGUCAAUCUUGGCAAGAAAAUCACAGACUGGGUACAGGAAGAGAAGAUGCAGCUAGAGGAGAACAUUGAUGAGACGUAUGGAGUGAAUGUACAGAUUGAAGAAUCAGAUGAUGAUGAUGACGCUGAUGUGUACGGUGAGGUACGUGAAGAUGAAGAAGAGGAAGAGGAGUCAGGUGGAGAGGAGGCGGAUCUCAAUGUUACCUUAUCAGCCGGAAAUCUUGGUGGUGGAGACCAGAGUUUGAGCGCAAAAGACAAUGCCGGUCUUCACCCUCGGGAUAUUGAUGCAUUCUGGCUGCAGAGAAACCUCAGUAAAUACUACCCCGAUGAUCCAACAAUGGCUCAGUCAAAAUCUAAAGAAGUUCUACAGAUACUGCAGGCAUCAGGUGAUGACAGAGAAGCAGAGAACCAGCUAGUCAUGUUGCUGGGUGUGGAUGCCUUUGCUUUCAUCAAAGUCCUCAGACAGUACAGACAAAUGAUCCUUUACUGCACAUUACUGGCUCAGGCACAGAAUGAGAAAGAGAAGGUAGAUAUAGAAGAGAAGAUGGAGAGUGAACCAGAACUGUUGAAGAUUCUACAAGCCCUUCAGGCUAUAGAUAAAGAAGAUAUCGUCUCCGAAGAGAGGUCGAGGAGAGAUCAGGCGAGGAAAAGUCGAGUUGCGGCAGACAUAGAGGCCAUGGAUACAGAUGACACACAGGAGCUUGGGUUUGUGAGUAAUCUUGACCUUGAGGACCUUUCGUUCACACAUGGUAGUCACUUAAUGGCAAACAAGAAGUGUCAGUUGCCAGAUGGUUCAUUUAGGAAACAGAGGAAAGGAUACGAGGAAGUACAUGUCCCUGCACUCAAACCACAACCCUUUGAUUCUGAUGAGUCACUGGUUAAUAUAGACAGAUUACCAAAGUAUGCACAGCCAGCUUUUGAGGGUUUCAAGUCAUUAAACAGAAUUCAGAGUCGCUUGUUCAAAGCAGCUAUGGAAACAGAUCAAAACCUUCUUCUCUGUGCUCCUACGGGGGCGGGAAAGACUAACGUUGCCUUGUUGACGAUGUUACGAGAGAUUGGAAAACAUGUAAACCCUGAUGGAACUAUAAACGGUGAUGAGUUCAAGAUUAUUUAUGUUGCACCAAUGAAAUCCCUGGUACAGGAAAUGGUUGGAGGAUUUGGAAAUAGGCUGAAAUCAUAUGGUAUCAAGGUAGAGGAGUUGACAGGUGACUCUCAGGUGACUAAGGAACAGAUAAAUGCCACACAGAUCAUUGUGUGCACGCCGGAGAAGUGGGAUAUUAUCACUAGGAAAGGAGGGGAGAGAACUUAUACACAGCUUGUCAGGCUAAUGAUCUUUGAUGAGGUACAUUUAUUGCAUGAUGAAAGAGGACCAGUUUUAGAAUCUCUCGUUGCCAGAACCAUACGAAACAUUGAAACUACACAAGAAGAUGUACGACUUGUUGGUCUCAGUGCCACACUACCAAACUACGAGGAUGUAGCAACCUUCCUGCGCGUGGAACCGUCUGAAGGUCUGUUCUUUUUCGACAACAGUUUCCGACCAGUACCACUAGAACAACAGUUUAUCGGUAUAACAGAGAAGAAACCGGUGAAGAGGUUCCAGAUAAUGAACGAGAUUGUGUACGAAAAGGUCAUGGAGCAUGCAGGCAAAAAUCAGGUGUUGGUAUUUGUACACUCAAGGAAGGAGACAGGGAAGACAGCUAGAGCAAUACGCGACAUGUGUCUGGAGAAAGAUACCUUAGGACUCUUCCUGAAGGAAGGCUCCGUGUCAACAGAAGUAUUACGUAAUGAGUCGGAACAUGUGAAAAACUUGGAGCUGAAAGACCUUCUUCCUUACGGCUUUGCUAUACAUCAUGCUGGCAUGAAUAAAGUUGACCGUGCUCUUGUAGAGGACCUGUUUGCCGACAGACAUAUUCAGGUGUUGGUGUCAACAUCAACACUCGCCUGGGGAGUCAAUCUACCUGCCCACACUGUUAUUAUCAAAGGUACCCAGAUAUACAGCCCAGAGAAAGGAAGAUGGGUGGAGCUUAGUGCCCUUGAUGUCAUGCAGAUGUUGGGACGUGCUGGAAGACCUCAGUAUGACACAAAGGGUGAGGGUAUAAUGUUGACCAAUCACAGUGAGUUACAGUACUACCUGUCAUUGAUGAAUCAACAGUUGCCAAUUGAGAGCCAGUUUAUUGGCAAGAUGGCUGACAAUCUGAAUGCAGAAGUUGUUCUUGGAACAGUGCAGAAUGUCAAGGAAGCUGUAGAUUGGCUAGGCUACACAUAUUUGUAUAUCCGUAUGUUACGUCAUCCGACACUGUACGGUGUAAGCCAUGACCAGAUCAAGGACGAUCCGUUGUUACAUCAGCGACGUAAAGAUCUCGUUCACUCAGCAGCUUGUCUUCUAGACAAACAUAACCUCGUCAAAUAUGACAAAAAGACUGGCAGUUUCCAGGUGACAGAAUUGGGACGGAUUGCUAGUCACUUCUACCUUACACAUGAAACAAUAGCAACAUACAACCAGCUGUUGAAACCUACACUCAGUGAAAUAGAACUGUUCCGAGUGUUUUCCCUCUCCUCAGAGUUUAAAUACAUCACUGUCAGAGAGGAGGAGAAACUGGAGUUGCUUAAGUUGCUAGAGAGAGUUCCUAUACCUAUAAAGGAGAGCAUAGAAGAACCAAGCGCUAAAGUUAAUGUGCUCCUACAGGCAUAUAUCUCACAGUUAAAGUUGGAAGGUUUUGCGUUGAUGGCAGAUAUGGUAUAUGUGACACAGUCAGCUAGUCGACUGAUGAGAGCCGUGUUUGAGAUAGUGUUACAUAGAGGCUGGGCACAGCUUACAGACAAGGCUCUGGCACUGUGUAAAAUGGUCGAUAAAAGAAUGUGGCAGUCAAUGACCCCACUACGACAGUUUAAGAAAGUACACGAACAUGAGGAGGUAGUGAAGAGAAUUGAGAAGAAGAAUCUGCCGUUCGAGAGACUGUAUGAUCUCAACCAUAACGAGAUAGGAGAACUUAUCAAGAUGCCAAAGUUCGGCAAAAGCGUUCAUAAAUAUAUCCAUCAGUUCCCUAAACUGGAGCUCUCAGUCCAUAUUCUACCUAUUACAAGGUCUACAUUGAGAGUAGAGUUGACUAUCACCCCAGACUUUCAGUGGGAUGAGAAGGUCCAUGGUACGUCAGAAGCUUUCUGGAUCCUGGUGGAGGACGUGGACAGUGAAGUUAUACUGCAUCAUGAAUACUUUCUUCUUAAGGAUAAGUUUGCCCAGGAUGAGCACUAUGUGAAGUUCUUUGUACCCGUGUUUGAACCCCUGCCACCACAGUACUUUAUCAGGGUGGUUUCUGACAGAUGGAUAGGAGCGGAGACACUGUUGCCAGUUUCAUUCCGUCACCUAAUCCUGCCAGAGAAGUAUCCGCCACCAACAGAGUUGCUAGAUCUGCAACCACUGCCUGUAUCAGCUUUGAGAAAUCCCAACUUUGAAUCCCUGUACAGUGAGAAAUUUCCAUUCUUCAACCCAAUACAAACACAGGUUUUCAAUGCUAUAUACAACAGUGAUGACAAUGUAUUUGUUGGGGCUCCGACAGGAAGUGGUAAAACUAUCUGUGCAGAGUUUGCUGUAUUGAGAAUGUUCUCACAGAACGCUGAUGGCAGAUGCGUGUUUGUUACUGCACUUGAACCUCUUGCACAACAGAUGUACACAGAUUGGUACAGUAAGUUUGGACUUCAGCUGGGUAAGAAGGUUGUGGUUCUCACUGGAGAAACUGGUACUGAUCUCAAGCUGCUUGCAAAGGGUAACAUAAUUAUCAGUACGCCAGAGAAAUGGGAUGUGUUGUCACGGCGAUGGAAACAGAGAAAGAAUGUACAGAAUAUCAACCUGUUUAUUGUGGACGAGCUUCACCUGAUUGGUGGAGAUGUCGGGCCUGUAUUGGAGGUGAUCUGUUCACGUAUGAGGUAUAUCUCAUCCCAGCUGGAACGAAACAUUCGUAUUGUAUCAUUAAGCUCCUCCUUGUCAAAUGCCAAGGAUGUAUCACAGUGGCUUGGUGUGUCAACUACAGGCUUCUUCAACUUUCAUCCUAAUGUCAGACCUGUACCCCUGGAACUUCACAUACAGGGUUUCAACAUCAGUCACAACAUGUCACGUAUCAUUGCAAUGGCCAAACCCACAUACCAGGCUAUAUUGAGACAUGCCCCCAAAAAGCCUGUGAUAGUGUUUGUCCCGUCACGGAAACAGACACGUCUCACAGCUAUUGAUAUUCUCACGUUUAGUGCUGCGGAGAUACAGACAGAGACAGAGACACCGAGGAGUCGAUUCCUGCAUGUUGCUGAAGAAGAUAUCUCUCCAUUCCUUGAUAAAAUCUCAGACAAGACAUUGAAAGAAACACUCAGUAAUGGUGUAGCGUACCUUCAUGAGGGUUUGAAUGAAUUAGAACGCAAGGUCGUGGAGCAGUUGUUCUCCACUGGAGCUGUGCAGGUGCUUGUUGCCUCUCGGAACCUUUCAUGGGGAAUGAAUGUAUCUGCACACCUAGUGAUUAUCAUGGACACACAGUACUACGAUGGUAAAACACACUCGUAUGAAGAUUAUCCCGUACCUGAUGUGCUUCAGAUGAUUGGGCGAGCUAACAGACCACUCACUGAUAAUGAAGGGAAAGCUGUGAUUUUAUGUCAGAGUUCAAAGAAAGAAUUUUUCAAGAAGUUUUUGUAUGAACCAUUACCAAUUGAGAGUCACUUGGAUCAUUGUCUGCAUGAUCACUUUAGUGCGGAGAUUGUUACAAAGACCAUUGAAAACAAGCAGGACGCAGUGGACUACCUGACGUGGACCUUCUUGUAUCGUCGUAUGACACAGAACCCAAACUACUACAAUUUACAGGGCAUGUCUCACAGACAUCUCUCAGACCACUUGUCAGAACUGGUGGAGAAUACAAUCUCAGAUCUAGAACAGUCAAAGUGUAUUGGUGUAGAGGAUGAGAUGGAUGUAUCACCCCUCAAUCUGGGAAUGAUUGCAGCCUACUACUACAUUAACUAUACCACUAUAGAAUUGUUCAGCAUGUCAUUAAAUGCCAAGACGAAGGUAAAAGGUUUGAUAGAAAUUGUCUCUAACGCCGCAGAGUAUGAGGAGAUACCUAUCAGACAUCACGAGGACUCGGUACUGCGUCAGUUAGCCAGCCGACUGCCCAACAAAUUGGCUAACCCAAAAUAUAAUGAUCCUCAUGUAAAGACAAACUUGCUGCUACAAGCACAUUUAUCCAGAAUGCAGUUGUCGGCAGAACUUCAAUCCGAUACUGAAGAAAUUCUUAGCAAGGCUGUACGACUGAUCCAAGCCUGUGUGGAUGUGCUGAGCAGUAACGGUUGGUUGAGUCCAGCCUUGGCAGCCAUGGAGCUGGCACAGAUGGUUACACAAGCAAUGUGGGGCAAAGAUUCUUACUUGAAACAACUUCCUCACUUCUCAGCUGAAAUCAUCAAGAAAUGCCAGGAAGCUACAAUUGAAACAAUAUUUGACAUCAUGGAGAUGGAGGAUGAAGAGAGAAACAACCUUCUGCAGCUUACAGAGUCACAGAUGGCUGAUGUCGCCAAGUUCUGUAAUAGAUACCCCAACAUUGAGAUGACGUACGAGGUUGCAGAAAAAGACAGUAUCACAAGUGGUUCCACAGUGAAUGUUCAUGUACAGUUAGAGAGAGAGGAUGAAGUUGCUGGGCCUGUUAUAGCUCCCCUAUUUCCACAGAAACGUGAGGAAGGCUGGUGGGUAGUUAUCGGCGACACAAAGAAUAAUUCCCUGUUAUCCAUCAAACGUCUGACCUUGCAACAGAAAGCCAAGGUCAAACUGGACUAUGUUGCUCCUGCCCCGGGUAAAUACAACUACACCCUGUUCUUCAUGAGUGACGCAUACAUGGGCUGCGACCAGGAAUACAAGUUCAGCAUUGACGUCCGGGAAGGGGAGAGCAGCAGUGAAAGUGACAGUGAUUAAGUUCUUGACAUGUUUUCAAUCAUCUCCCCUGUAUUAAAGGCAAAGGCUGGCGUCAGUGAACUGUGAAAUCAGUGGAUUUGUAAAAAAAUUGCAUUGAGAAUGUCUUACCAUAAAAAAUACAUGUAUAUUUAAAUCAUGAAGUCAACAAUACAUAAAAAUUUUGUUAAAAUUUAUGAAUAUAUGUAUGUGAAAUCACAACACAUUGCAUCAUAGUGAUUAUAUGGGGUAAUACUUGUACAUUUAUGAAAUAAAAAAUUACAUUGUAUAUACCGCCUUAAGAUUGAUUUAAGACUUCGCUAGUAUAACAAACUGUACAGCUCUGACUAGCGACUGAGAAAAAAUUCCUGAAACUUGCUUCUGGUGUUGCUGUAUUAACACAUUAAGUCUAUGACAUCAUGCUUCAAUACUUGAAAUAUAUGAAAUAUCUGAAAUUUAUUUUUUCACAAAUACAGUAAAAUAUUGCAUAUAAACAUGCACAUUGUCUUAAAAGGCUAUAUUUGUAGACUUUUGAAGAAAAAAGACGGAAAAUACUGCAUUAUUUAUUUCAAUGUGUUUUUGUAUAUCAUGUCGAAACUGUUGUUGUACAAUUGCAUAUUUGUAUGUAUUUCUUAAGGAAACAUUGUAUUAUAUUCAUUUUUACUGAGAAUAUUUUGAGAGAUCUAUGUUAAUGGCUGUUUGAGAUCAAAACCAGUAAAAUGUUGCAGAGCAAAGAUAGAUAUUUCACAGUUGCCCAACUAUAAACUCAGUAUACGGUAAUUCACUAGAUUUUGGUUUUUCAACAUUCUUCCGUCAUUUUUACCUUUGUAAAUGUGGAAUAAAAAUUAUUAAGAAAGA
Messenger RNA from Mercenaria mercenaria, 7394 nucleotides. Its product is annotated as U5 small nuclear ribonucleoprotein 200 kDa helicase-like. Gene Ontology annotation, molecular function: nucleic acid binding; ATP binding. The record is from RefSeq and is a predicted model, not a curated record. The coding region runs from base 114 to 6560 and encodes 2148 amino acids. The transcript is spliced from 40 exons. Lineage: Eukaryota; Metazoa; Mollusca; Bivalvia; Venerida; Veneridae. Gene Ontology annotation, cellular component: nucleus.